AUGUUGGGCGUGAUCAUGAUUGCUCGGUUGCAUGCCAUGUAUCAGGGAUCUAGAACGAUUCUUAUGUUCCUUGUUAUUAUCUUCCUGGCUGUAAACAUCGCCUGCGGAGUGAUCACAGUAAUAGCACUCAACGAUAUUGUACUGGAGGAGUUCAUACUUUCUGGCACAUAUGUGUGCGGUUAUGCACCAGGAUAUGAUGGGGACGAGCGACUUCUGUUUUCAAUGGUUUCUAUUCUCAACACUGUUUGGGAAGUCCUCGUGCUGUGUCUUUCAGUCUGGGUUGCUGUAAAACACUUCCGUGAGCUGCGACGACUCGGCCCAUCAACAGGAUCGACCAUUGGGGACUGUUUCAGAGUGCUAAUACAAUCUCACGUUCUUUAUUUUGCAAGCUUUGUCGGCGUCUCUUGCCUCCAGCUUGCUGUUCUCUCUCCAGAAAUUUGGAGUUCAAAUUCUAUUGUAACUCUGAUACUCGGAGGUGCUCUUCAAAUUUUAUCGGUCGUGCAGAUGUUUGUGCUAGGACCACGCCUCAUCUUGGGCGUUCGAGAAUACCACGCCAAACUCGUGGCAUACUCCGACGCAGAAACUAGCAUGAAUUCGAUCGUUUUCCAGGAGCAUGUACAUGUAUCAACUAGCAGUACUGUGUAG
Suillus discolor is the source of this 645-nucleotide messenger RNA. RefSeq lists its product as uncharacterized. The record is from RefSeq and is a predicted model, not a curated record. The coding region runs from base 1 to 645 and encodes 214 amino acids. The transcript is spliced from 5 exons. NCBI's taxonomy places the organism in Eukaryota, Fungi, Basidiomycota, Agaricomycetes, Boletales, Suillaceae.